AUAGAUUAGCUCCAAUUAGCUCCAACUCACAUCAACUCCACCCUUGGCCUGUCACUUGGGUGGCUUAUUAUUUUGAGUGACAUACCCGUUGCUUUGUGGACGCAAUAGCAAAGACAAAAAGCAGGCAAGGGUGAAGGGCAUGCUGGCCUGCUCUUUUUCUUGUGCUAUUCUUCCAGGAAGCAACGGUCGUCGCCUUCGAUGAGGUCCGUUUGUUCGUUGAGAGGGAGCUUUGAUGUGUGGGCACGCGGUGGGGUCCAUAACUUGCCAACGGAGCUGUUAUCAUACGUCUUCGAGCUGGUAACACAUGCCCUCUCGCAGGACGAACGGAACACACUUGGCACCGGACAGCGAAGACUCCCUUUCCACCCGCAUAGUAUCAGAGCGCCCGUUUCGUUAUCCGCAGUGAAUCGACGCUGGAGGCGUGUCGCUCUGUCUACGCCAUCUCUAUGGACCAGUAUCUUUGUUUCUGUGGACAACGUCGUAGAUUGUACUAUCAGUGACGAGCGGAAUCCCUCCAGCUUCUGCGGGUCAAAACGCCUCCUUGACGUCGAAAGUCUAGCAUAUUUCCUCUUGCGUUCAGGCAACUGCACCCUUGACAUCUUUAUUGACGGAAGAGACCCCGAAUGGGACUUCUCUGACUAUCUCGAUGGCGAUGACGCUACUGAUGGCCGUCCGUCUGCCCAGCAUCCAUUUGAUGCUCAAAUUAUGACCCAAAUUCUCGACAUUCUUGGCCAUCAUGUUUACAGAUGGCGGUCUGUGACGGUAUUUUCGGAUACAUGGGCACCCUUGCAUGCCGCCCUGUGUUGCCUGAGUGUCCCUCGUGUGGGUCAAGGCGGCUUCUUCAAUUCAAGAAGAGGUGCCUCGUGUUUAGAAACCCUCAAGUUGAUGCAGUGCGACGAGUAUAACAUCCGAAACGAACACUUCGGUUCAGGGGCAUUCAAGGAACCCAUCACUACCCCCUUCGCCACAUUAGCUGGGUAUCCGGACGGGCCAUCUUCCCUUAUGCUCCCGGCUCGGCUUCGUUCCAUCUCUCUUUGCGGUAUCCACGUGAAUUGGAGCGACUUCACCCGAUUCAUUUCCAGCACGUGGGGUGGCUUAUCGAACGGGAUUGAAAAUCUUGAACUUUCGUAUCACCAUCGUGACGUCCGCCCAGAUGUCACAGCAUUUCGGCAGAUUCUUGAAGGCUGCGCAAACUUGCGAUCGCUGAUAUUGAAGCACUCCGGACCUCAGUGGGUCGGAAGAGCCCCUCAGGGUCCGUCCGUUCCAUUACCACGAUUGGAAACAUUGCACCUGGUCUUUGAUAACGCGGAGGAGGCUGCUCUCACCAUGAGCACUUUACGCUGCCCCGGUCUCAAAGCUCUCAUACUCGAGGAUGACACCGAAGCGCAGUAUAGUCCGAAUGAUGCAAGCCCUCUGUUAAUUUACUGCGGGACAGGUGCUCUCCGCACCCCGCCAAGGCCGGGUGACGACUCUACCUACGAUAGCCUUACCUGCCUUCCACAUUCAGAGAUGAGAUCGAACGUUCCGCCCUUUCCAUCUGUUCAAGAUUUAACGCUAGAAUACGUCUCGGCUAGUUGUUUGGUACCUUACGCCCUUCUCUUUGCCGGCCUCCCGAACCUACGACAUCUCGCUCUCCGUCACAUCCCAAAAUAUGCAUUUGGGUCACUGCUUCCUCAACCAUUCUUCUGUGAUUGGGAGGGUGCCUCCGACAUUCGCACUCCCAUACCGUGUGCUCGUCUUGAGUCCGUCGAAGCGACCCAUACAGAAGGAGCUGUGUAUUCCAUUUUAGGUUCCACGUUGAGAGAAUGGGCGAAAUUAGGGGCCCCUCGCAUUCCCGAAGUCAUGCUCCGCCUCGAAGGCGGGCACUGUAGUGUACCGGGGCCCACUGAGUUGGCGUAUGAAGAGAUAACAUGCUUGGACCUCGCUAAGACCUCGGAGAGAGAUGCCGAGUAUUUCAAUUGAUCUUUUCGGUGGAGUCUUUUUGCGGUAGUGCUGACCGUGAAGUCGGCAUCGUCGUGACAAGUCGUAGGUUUAACCAGCUUAUGAUGUAUCCCCUCUGGCUGCUACUGCGCCGGAGAUCGCCAAAUCUGAUCUGUAUCCGUCCUUGAUUUUGCUAUGAAUCCUUAGAUUGACAUACAUGGGAACUUUAUAGUUAAGUCGGCGUUGAUUGUGAGAGUCUCUAUCAG
Molecule: messenger RNA, 2186 nt
Organism: Pisolithus orientalis
Lineage: Eukaryota; Fungi; Basidiomycota; Agaricomycetes; Boletales; Pisolithaceae
Exons: 2
Coding region: 199-1962 (587 amino acids)
Source: RefSeq, a predicted model, not a curated record